Messenger RNA from Aureobasidium subglaciale EXF-2481, 2126 nucleotides. RefSeq lists its product as uncharacterized. Gene Ontology annotation, molecular function: heme binding; fatty acid 2-hydroxylase activity; iron ion binding. The coding region runs from base 455 to 1627 and encodes 390 amino acids. The transcript is spliced from 2 exons. Lineage: Eukaryota; Fungi; Ascomycota; Dothideomycetes; Dothideales; Saccotheciaceae. The record is from RefSeq and is a predicted model, not a curated record. Gene Ontology annotation, biological process: lipid biosynthetic process; fatty acid metabolic process. Gene Ontology annotation, cellular component: membrane; endoplasmic reticulum.
GAGUGAGAAGCGCGGCUGCGAUUGCUUGAGUGAGAACACGACGGUCUCGUUGACUUUGACUAGUGGGUAAUGAUGACCCUGGGUGGCUUGACCAACCCGGUCAUCUCAUGGGACUUGUCUGAGAUGGCCAACAGACAGACAUGAUAGAUGGAUCGGCGAGACUCCCUCGGCAUGUUGCGGCCCGGUUGCAUGUUUGCAACUUUGCGCCCGUCCAAAUUUCCCUAGAGGGUUCUCUUGACAGGCACGCCACCCAUCAGCUCACUUGUUUUUCCAACCUUGUCGCCUACCAGUUCAGGGGAUUGUUAUAUCUGCCUGCUUUCGCCCUCCUUUUAAUCUUCGACUCCUAAUCGCCAACCGAAAUCGAUACUUCCUCGUAGCAUUUGCUUUUUCGCUCUAUUUACAUCCGACUACCCGCCGCUCUCCGGCUGACAUCUGAUCGGCUCUUUGCGACACCAUGCCUGGUAGAACAUUGCCCACCAUCCCUCAGGCCGACGUCGCCUCGCACAACACGGCCAAGUCUUGUUAUGUCACCGUCGGCACAAAGGUCUACGACAUCACCCCUUUCCUCGACGAUCACCCCGGUGGCGGUGAAUUGAUUGUCGAAUAUGGCGGCAAAGACGUCAAGGAAAUCAUGGAUGACACGGCUUCGCACUUCCAUUCAGAGUCCGCAUGGGAGAUCCUCGAUGAUUACCUUGUCGGCUUCGUCGCUACUGAGGCUGUCAUGAAGUCUGUCACCAAUAGCACCCAUCCUGCCGACAUUGUGCCCCUGCCACCCUCGGACGCCGGAGUAGACCAGCUGCGCAAGGACGGCGUCAAUCAGCCAUUGUACGAAAACACCGGAAUGUCCUGCGAGGAGGACUUGUCAAAGGAGACGGACGCCUCCUCGGAUUACCGCACCCACAAAUUCCUCGAUCUCAACAAGCCUCUGUUGAUGCAAGUGUGGAGAGGCGGCUUCACAAAGGACUUCUACCUCGAGCAAGUGCAUCGUCCCCGACACUACAAGGGUGGAGACAGCGCCCCUCUCUUCGGCAACUUUCUCGAGCCUCUGAGCAAGACUCCGUGGUGGGUUGUUCCCACUGUCUGGGUUCCUCCGGUCGCAUACGGCACCUACCUCGCCAGCAGAGGCCUCUCUACGGUUGGUCUCGCAUCUUACUGGGUCGUUGGUCUUUGCAUCUGGACCCUUGUUGAAUACGUUCUGCAUCGCUUCCUCUUCCACUUGGACCAGCAUCUGCCCGACAACCGCGUCGGCCUCACGUUACAUUUCCUUCUCCACGGCAUCCACCACUACCUACCCAUGGACAGGCUUCGUCUGGUCAUGCCUCCAACUCUAUUCCUUGUUCUCGCCACGCCCUUCUGGUAUCUCGCUCACGCUGUUUUCUUCUACAACUGGAACGCUGCCACUGCAGUCUUCUGCGGUGGCAUCUUCGGAUACAUUUGCUACGAUCUGACCCACUACUUCUUGCACCAUAAGACUCUUCCUGCCUACUGGCGCGAGCUGAAGAAGUACCACCUGGCGCACCACUUUGCUGAUUACGAGAACGGCUUUGGUGUGACAAGCCGUUUCUGGGACUGGGUCUUCAAGACCGAACUGCCCACCGCUACACCCAAGGUCAUCAAGACGUCGUAAAUGAUUACUCAAGCGUCAUGUCAACGGGAAUCAUGUGUAUAUUAGACUGGUGAGAAGUGGUUGGGCAUUCCGGGGGCUGGCUGGACAGGCGUUUAGGCUCUUGAUUUCUUUUUGUCCUUCUUCUUGGAAAGAGGGGCUGGCUCGGGUGCAGAGGGGGUACCGCCAAACAUGCUUUCCAUGCCAGCAGGCAGACUAGGCAUACCGGGCUGACCUUGCAUGCCUUGCAUUUCCUGCAUCAUAUCCUUAAAGUAAUUUUCGUUAACGCCUCCACCGCUUAGAGCGGGAGAGUGUAAUGGCAAUAUCGUGCCCAUCUUCCAACCCUUUGGUGCAGCUGGUGGAGGGAUAGGCUUUGUCGGUGGUGGCAGACCAGCGAUUCUCAUGCGCAUAGGUGACUCCUCGGUGGUAGGAUGUGCUCGUAGAUAGUCGGCGACCAGUUUGUACAAUUGAUGCUCUGUAGAGGUUCAGUUACAAGGGAAUUCUGUAAUAGAGGAGAUUUGCC